UCUUGGUGCACGGGGAUGCAAGUGUGCUUUCGAGGAAACUGGUUGGAUGCCUUUUUUUGGGAUGACUUGCGACCGGGGCCGGGCUCCGUGGUUCAAUCAAGCUGUUGUAUGGGGCUGUGGGAAGAGAGGUGGAAGAUGCAACAUGCACAAGUUUGUUGUUGUUGUUGUUUAUUCUGGAUAUUUAACCUGCAAACUGUAGGCUGCUCGUGAGAGCGCCAAGGGCAGGGGUCGAGAUAAAUACAAAAAUAAGGUGAGAAAAUAAAGAAAUAGGUCCGAUUCGGGUGUCCUUGAUCUCUCUGAUAAGGCGUUGCCCAAAUGCUGCUCCACUUUUGAGUUGUCG
Molecule: messenger RNA, 340 nt
Organism: Cantharellus anzutake
Lineage: Eukaryota; Fungi; Basidiomycota; Agaricomycetes; Cantharellales; Hydnaceae
Exons: 1
Coding region: 16-210 (64 amino acids)
Source: RefSeq, a predicted model, not a curated record